GCCAAGUAGUGAGUUGUGUGAUAUAGCAGCGAGUAGACGGACGGUAUGCGAUGGGAGCAGUGGUGUGGUGCGUUGGCGACGAGGGUCGCUGUGUGCCGCUGCGGCUCGACGCAAUUCGCCUGUCAGGUGCGGUCACCCGGCCACACCUUGAGGCCGUCUCCGAGUUUAUACGACUAGCGGUCAGCCAUCGACUGGUGCUAUCGCCGCAUCCGCCCCGCGAGCCGUGUCGGACCUCCGACUCCGACACCAACCAACCAACUAGUGCUAGUUUUAGUAUACAAAUAAACGGUCUAAACAAUAAUAACUCAGAACAAGCUAAUUUAAUAAACAAUAAUAACUCAGAACAAGUUAAUUUAAAUAAUAUUAGUAAUGAAGACAGUGAAACUAGUGAUGUUGAUAACAGUAGUGCUUCGUCAGUGGAGGCGGCGACUUGUGAUGGAGGCGGCAGCAGCGCUAGUAGUGAAGCAAGCAGUGCCGCCCCUCAAAGACAUUGGUGCUCCAAGAGUCAGGAGAAACGUAUGCAGAGGCUGCGUGAGGCCUGGGCCAGGAACACACGAAAACUGAGCACCGGCUCCUCGUCCUAUUGUGUUUUCGAUUAUCAAUCAUGGUAUUUUGGCAAAAUAAAACGAAUUGAAGCUGAAAAGAAACUGCUACUGCCAGAAAAUGACCAUGGAGCUUUCCUUAUUCGUGACUCGGAAAGUCGCCGCAAUGACUACUCACUUUCAGUGCGCGAUGGCGACACAGUGAAGCAUUAUCGGAUUCGACAAUUGGACGAGGGAGGCUUCUUCAUAGCGAGGAAGACGACUUUCCGCUCGCUGCAGGAGUUGGUAGAGCACUAUGGCACUGACGCCGACGGUCUCUGUGUCAACCUCCGCAAGCCAUGUGUUCAGGUUAGUCUCAACAUCGAAAAGCCGGUUACAGGAGGUCUGUCUCACAGCACCAGGGACCAAUGGGAGAUUGAUCGCUCCUCUUUGAAGUUUGUGCGCAAACUCGGUCACGGCCAGUUCGGUGAAGUCUGGGAGGGACUCUGGAACAACACUACUCCUGUUGCAAUUAAAACUCUCAAACCUGGUACCAUGGAUCCAAAGGAUUUCCUCGCUGAGGCACAAAUAAUGAAGAAAUUACGGCAUACAAAGUUGAUUCAACUGUAUGCUGUGUGUACAAUGGAGGAGCCCAUAUACAUCAUAACCGAACUCAUGAAAAACGGAAGUUUGCUUGACUAUCUUCAAGGCAAAGGAAGAGUUUUGAAAUUACCACAGUUGAUCGACAUGGCAGCUCAGAUAGCUGCAGGAAUGGCCUACCUGGAGUCUCAGAACUACAUCCAUCGCGACCUGGCAGCUCGGAAUGUCCUCGUUGGAGAUGGAACCAUCGUCAAAAUAGCCGAUUUCGGUUUGGCUAGGCUCAUCAAGGAGGAUGAGUACGAGGCACGGGUCGGCGCCCGCUUCCCGAUCAAGUGGACUGCGCCCGAGGCGGCCAACUACAGCAAGUUCUCCAUCAAAUCCGACGUCUGGUCGUUCGGCAUCCUCCUCACCGAACUGGUUACCUACGGCCGCAUACCUUAUCCAGGAAUGACGAACGCGGAAGUGCUGCACCAAGUGGAGCAUGGCUACCGCAUGCCUUGUCCGCCGAGCUGCCCGACUGCACUCUACGACAUCAUGCUCGAGUGCUGGCACAAGGACCCCAUGAAGCGACCCACCUUCGAGACGCUGCAGUGGAAGCUCGAGGACUUCUUCACCCUGGAGGGCUCCGAGUACAAAGAGGCGUCCGCCUACUGAGAACACGCCCACCUCCCGAACUGGAAUCGUCUGCGCAUGCCCUUGCCGCCUCACUAAACCUAGUUUAGCCGAACAAUCGGUUAGCGUCUUUUCAUUCGUUUACUUUAGCUAGCUGAUCAAUUAUAUUCUUUUCAUUCGUUAGUUAGCUGCAGUGGCGAAGCUACUAGUCUAGGAACACUAAAGCUUACGGCUUACUUCUUUCAGAGCUGUAUAAUUCAUCAGAUCAUUACACUCAUCCAUUGUAUAAUUAUCAAGAAAUAAGCAAUUAUGCUAAAGGUUCAACAAAUUAAAGAUAAAAUUCCGGAAUUGAAAAAGGAUUUGGUUUCAUUAUUGUUGAGUAAACCAAAGCAAACCGCCAAAACCGAGUUGUAGGUUAAGAAAAAGACACGAGCCACAAACCAACUGAUUUAUUUGAAAUAUUGAAAUCUUCAAAUUUUGAAAAGCAUCGAUGUUUGAAGUUGAUUGCUUCGAUGUCGACCGUUGGAUACAUCGAGAUCUAGACAUCGAUACGGACGGAACUCGAACUAUGAACACAGUUGUAGAGAGCUGCUGAGAGCCUAGACUCCAAGUCCUACUUCGUAGCUAUGGUGCUACGUCACGUUGUCAUAGCAACCAUACAAUACGCCACGCCCAUUAUGAAUGAAUUGAGAGUCUAAUAAGUAAGAGACUCAUCAUGUUGAAUGAAUAGAUAGCCAGUCGGCUCAUCGGCUGUCGGCCAGACAGAGAGCCACAAAACAGUUUGGAAGGCGGUCUGGCCAGCUCUUAUCCAAGUUUGCAAUGAAAUAUAUGCGUACUAAUAGAAAAUAAUAUAACCACAUCAAUCAUAAUUAAUUUUGGGGAGUCUCAGACUCUUAGAUUCCCCUUUAGCUUCGCCACUGGUUAGCUGAUCAAUUGGUUAGCGCCUUUUUUUUAUUUGUUCACAUCAGUUAGCUAACCUAUUCAAGUUAGCACUUUGUGUUUCGUUUACAUCACAUCUUAAGGAGUCUGAAAUCUGGUAGCUCAACUGAAAAAGGUCUGGUCGUGACCAUUUCUAAUUUAAUACCGCAGUUUAAGGUCCGUAUUAGACUAUCAAAUAUUUUAUAAAAAAUAAUUUUUACUGUAUAUAAUAUAUAACAUGUGAAUGUUUGAUGGUCUGAUACCAGCUUUAUUAAAGAACCGCUCAUCAGAUAUUUGAUGAACAAUAGUUGAAAAUCUUUUUAAAAUUUUCUUCCAAUAUUCUAUGAAAUAUUGAAAUAUUCAUAUGGGGUUCGAGAAAUAUUGUAUAUUGGGAUUUCAAGGAGAAUGGUAACGUUGCAUAACUAGAUAGGUUCUGACAACUCUUUACUCCUAGUUGAAACAUUACCAUCAUGAACUACAUCAAACACUAGUUCAUGAUGGAAAUUGUUAAGUGAGUAAAUUUGAAAUAAAUAGGUUGAAAUAACCUAAAUUCAAUCAAAACCUUGAUAAAAUAUUUCAAUCUUGUAAAAUAUAUCUGACAUCUUAUAGAUAUCUGGAGAUCUUCGAAUGCUCAACUUUAGUCUUUCAUCAGUUGAGAGUGAGAGGGAGCAUUAUAACACCAUUUUCUCUAAAAGAGAGAGUGAAAGCGUCAUCUACUACUAUCACUUGAAGGAGAUAACUGUAGACUACACUGUAAUAAUAACAGUUAUCUCUUACAUUACUCUAUUAAUUGUCGAUUGGCAAAUCACCAAUCUCAACCACAUUAAAUCAUUAGUAUUUUUUGACUAUUAAUAAAUUGGUAAUAAUUACCAAUUCAACUACUUAGUUAAUUAAUAUUCAACUACUUAGUUGGUAAGUCACCAAAAAAUGCAUAAAAUCACUGUAUACUAAUGUCUUUUAUCGUUAAGAUUUUACCCAAGUGUUCAUUCUUCCAGGAAGUUCAAAGCGCUAGGUCUUUUAUUUUUAUUUUGUGCGCUACUUGUAAAACAUAAUACGAUUUCAGACUCCAUGACGCUAUUACUUUUUUCAUUUUUAUUCUUCGGAUUAUUUUUAACUUACUUUCGGAUUCUUAUCUAAGUUACUAUUUGACUUUUUCAUUUAUAUUUCGGACAUUCAACUAGAAUAUUGUAUUUAUAUUUUCCUAGUUUCAAUGAACGUGAACUAUAAUUGCAUUUAAUGUUUCCGUUGGUUGCCCUUCUACUGGUUCUUGGUUACUUCUAAUUAUUUGUGGCUUCAGUUGAGCUGAGAUGAUGUGGCAUAAAGGACUUGACGAAUUCGGGAAAGGUGGGAAACAAACAAUGAACAUUACGGUCUACCUAAAAAACUUUUACUAGAUAACAUAGAUUACCUAUUUGAAUCGUAUUUGAUAUAGUGUAAUAGUUUUAAAAAAUAUCAGCAUUUUAUAAUAAUUGAAUACUUCAAUGAACAAGUUUGUCAGUUUCCUAAAUAUCUUCACUUAAAAUAGGUAAUGAAAAAUUAUUGUCCAUAUUGUUGCUUUAUUGAAUUUGGUCAUUUUUGCUUGUAAUAAGGUAAUUAAUUACCUCUCCAGCUGUGCUAUUUGAAAAUAUUUUUGUUACUGCAAUACUUCAUCUUGAGUUGUUCUCUUAUCCAAAACAACAAAAAUUAUUCUUUAAUAAUAUUACAGUCAGUAUAUAAGAAUUGGAGCAAUAUUUCACAAAUACAUUAUCACAAUUCGUAAUAUCAUACAGUAUAGUAAAUUUAAAUGGUGUAAAUUGUAUCUUAUAAAAUAAUCAAUUCUGCUUAAUACAUCAACAUUUCAUUAUUCAGUUUUAAAGCCUCUGAGUUAUUAUAUUUGUCAGCUAGUCAUAAGAAUUUUCUCAAUGAAGGAUUUAGUGAAUUCUGUGAUACACUAUUCAUGUUUGAUAAAUUUUUCAGUCGAAUGAAAUGAAAAUCAGAAUCACGUAUCAGUUCAAUUGCGUUAAUAUUAUUUCAAUCAAAUAACAAAUGUUAAUGUAUAAUAAACUCACACACAGUACUCUUCAUACAAGAUGUUUUUUUAUAGUUUUUCACAACUAAUUGAAUUGCAAUUUCCACUUUGAAUUACCCAAGUCACAUGAUGAAUAUGCUUUUAAAAAUGGCUAGUAAAUCCAUAAGAAUGUUUAAUCGUUGAAGCCUAUUAAUCAUGAAUUACUGUAAAUAUAUGAAUAAAAUUACAUUAAUGAAAUAAUUAUUAUACUAAGUUAUCAGGAAUUGGCAAUGAAAUAACUCUUGCAAUUACAUCAACAGAACAAUUAUUUUAUAUUAUUCUCUCAUAAUAUCAAGAAAAUGUGAUAAAAUAAUUAAAUUUCCAAAUAAUAUUGCAUUUAUAAUUCAAUGAUUGGAAUGAUCCAUAUAACAUCGCCUAGAACAAAAGUGUAUUGUUUGUAGCACAGUUUUUAUAUUGUUUGUAAUUAUUGUAGAUAAAAUGAGAACUAUUGUUCGAAUAGCAUUUAAUACGCAUGUCAUUUCGCGAAUUAUGCAUUUGAUUUUCAGCCAAUUUUCAACUGUAUUUUUUUUUUUUUUAAUAUAUAAUUAAAUAUUUGGAUUUCUAAGAAAUUAUUUUUGAACUCAGUUAUGACAUUGAAGUUCUUCAACAAUUUGCUAAGAAGUUUCUUUCUUUUUUACUCAUUGGUUCAAUAAUGAUUUGAAUGUCUUUCCUGAAAGUACAAAAUGCAAUUUAGUGCAUUAGUAAAUACAAAUAAAUGUGUAAAAUGAUGUUAAAUAAAUAAAAAUUAAUAUUCUACUUAUUCUCGACUCUCAUCUAAAAUCUUAUCAUAAUUCGGAGCUUACAUGCAUGAUAAUGUAGAUAACCUGAAUGUAUCCUAUAAGUAGUCUUUUUUGAAUAAUAGUUGUGCAAUUAGUUUGGUGGAAUUCGUAAAAAUUGGAGUGAUUGCAGGCUUUUAUAUUCCAGUGUGGUCUCAUUAGAAAAAUUGCAUAGUGUAAGUUCUAAAAAUUUAAUACAUUGUUUGCGGAAAAAUUUCGUGUAUUUUUCUUAAAAGUGAACAGUGGCCUACAUUUUCUCAAUCACAUAUUCAUUUUUAUUUACCCAGAAAAUCUUUUACGCACAUUCAAGAAAGGAUUAAUGAAAUAUAAUACGUCCGAACUUAAUUAGAAUUUAUCAUUUUUUUCAGUGACUGUCACAAUAUGUCAAAUGUCAAAAUAUGAAAUUGAUUAUAUUUUUUUUAAUGUGAGAAUUUGAUACCAGAGUCACUGAAUACCAUUAAUAGCAUGGUAUAUUUUCAUUUUAAAUAGAUUUCCAGUCUCCUAUCUCAAAUUAAAUACUUUGAUCUUAAUCAUCAAUUGUGACGAUUUCCGUUAAUCUUUUAAAAAAUAAUAGAGAACAUUUAACAUUAGUUCUCCUUUAGGCUACUGAUUGAUGAAAUCGGUUUUACACACUUGUAAACAUUAUGUAAAAUCUCCUUUUUUAUUUUCUAAAUUCAAAUGUACCUAAUUGAUACAGCAAGAAUAGGUUACUAUUGUAAAUACAAAAGUUGAGUAAUAUAGCUAGUUGACUUUUUCUGUUCAAGACUCUGUCAAUAAAAGAACACAAACUGAAUCAAUUUUCUUGAAAUUUUUAGUAAAUUAAAGACUAGCAGUCUAUUUUUUCAUAUAGUAUAUAAAAUGCAUAUUAACUAAUAUAUUAUGUCAAUAUGUAAUAUCUAUAUACUUGCAUAUAGAAUAAAAUAAACUAAUAUAGCAGUCUAUUCUAAUAGACUGCUAAUCUUAAAUUUAUUAAAAAAUGUAAUCGAAUUAGUAAUUGCGGUUUGUGAUGGAAUCCGAAAUUGAUAAAUGAAUAUGUGUUCGUGUGCAAAAAACGCAAGUACUGAAUGAUUGAUUGUUUGUGUAUGUAGUAGUGUGGCUCAAGAAUGUUAGUUUUGAUUGCAACGCACAAAAUAAUUGAGUGUUUCAUGAAAAGCAGAUUUUAAUAACUAAAUUGUAAUCAUACUUUCAAUCUAUUUAGUAUCUAUUUAUAUAAAUAUUGUAUUACUCCUUCUAUAGAAGUGUUGAUAAAUUAUGUGACUGGGCUCUAGUACAGUAUUUUUAUAUGUAUUCUGUAUAGUUACAUCACAAUCUUGCAGAAUUUUCAGAUAUAUUAUGCAAAUCUCUAAAGCAUUCUAUUUAAUUACUGUGUGCGGAAAAUGAGUUUGACUCCUUUAUUGCAAUAAUGUAAUUUUUCUAUAAUUUCCAAUAUUGGCUUUUGAAUUAGCAUCGAAAUAGUGUGAAUCAACUACAGAGAAGUUUUAUUUUUUUCUCUUAAAGCUCUGAUCCUUGAUGGCAUAGCAUUUAUUCCUAAGUUGAAUAUUUAUAUAUUUGUUUCAUAUUAGUUGAUCGAAUGCAAAUUUAUUUAUUGAUAGGUUGAUAUUUCACUGGAUGUUUUAUUACAAAAUUUGAGUUACUUUAUUGAAGAUCAUCCUGUACACUAGACAUGCAUUGCAUAACUCGGGUCGCUAAGUGAUAAUAAUACAUGUCUACCUUUUGGAAUAAUUAUAAAGCAAUAACAUUAUUGACUUCAUCCUUUUAUAAAUAAAGUGAUGUGAACUAUUUGUUAGUGUAAUUUGUACCUUGGCUGAAAUAAUUAUUUAUUUUAAAGGUAGCCUACCUUAUUUUCUAUUUAUUUUAUCUCAGAAAGUUGUCUUAUAACCACAUCUACCAACUUUCUGUGAUCAUUCGUUUUUAUAUUAGAACAAAAUACUUAUUCAAAUAAAACACGUUUAUUGAGCUUAGAUGAGAAGCAUGUAAAUUCUUUGUAUAAAAUAUAUUUUUAUUAACUAUAUUGUCUGGCAUUCAUUAGUGUUAUAGUUCAUCAUUCUUCGACUGAUUAUAAUGUUGAAGAGAUCAUUGUAAAUACGAUUAUACCUACCUAGCCUAUAUAAUGAAUAAAUCUUUAUUAUGAAAAUGAA
Messenger RNA from Nilaparvata lugens (brown planthopper), 7612 nucleotides. It is a transcript of the gene Src42A, whose product is annotated as tyrosine-protein kinase Src42A. NCBI's taxonomy places the organism in Eukaryota, Metazoa, Arthropoda, Insecta, Hemiptera, Delphacidae. Gene Ontology annotation, biological process: protein phosphorylation; innate immune response; cell differentiation. Bases 51 to 1775 code for a protein of 574 amino acids. Gene Ontology annotation, cellular component: extrinsic component of cytoplasmic side of plasma membrane. The transcript is spliced from 8 exons. The record is from RefSeq and is a predicted model, not a curated record. Gene Ontology annotation, molecular function: non-membrane spanning protein tyrosine kinase activity; ATP binding; signaling receptor binding.